GUUUAUCAUACGUUAACAUUUUAGGCACAAGGGCCUCACAUGCAACAGCAUGUUGGCUACUCUGUUUUAUGGACACGGUUAAAUCAGUGCCGAACGACAAAAGUUUACAGCUGGAUUGAUUGCUUGCAAAGUAUUAAGGAUUAUUUCUUCUUUAUACAAGUGAAGGGUGAAUUCUUUCUUAGCCUCUGCAAACAACUACUAAGUAUACGAAGGAACAUGAUGGCCUGUCUUAUUAUGAGAUGCAUUUACACUAUUCUUGCCGUCGGUUGUGUGUGUUAUGGACAUGAAACAUGGACGUGCACGACAAACACAGAUGCGCUCGUGAAAAACACGUGUCCAAAGGAAAUGGAAGAGAAAAUUCGUGCAUUAGAAGUUCAGGUACAACAACUCCAGAAGCUUGUUAAAGAACAAAACACUUCUGUGUUUACGACUAUAGAAGGCUUUCCGAAAGACUGUUCAGAAAUAUAUAGGAAUGGAACAAGGACAGACGGAGUUUACUCUAUCUCACCAGAUGGAAGGUGCCCAUUCUUUGUGUAUUGCGACAUGACGAACGGGGGCUGGACUUUGAUCCAGAAUCGGGUUGACCGUAAGGUAAACUUUUACCGGUCCUGGGACGACUACGUUAGUGGAUUUGGUGAUAUUGACGGAUCUCAUUGGCUAGGCUUGGAGAAGAUACACCGUUUGACGCGAGAUGGCUGCCAAAUAUAUUUCGAUAUGGAGAAUUUUGAUGGGACAAAAGAUUAUGCACAUUACAAGGUGUUUACCGUUCACGAAGCGGCAACUGGAUACACUAUGAACGUAGAUGCCUUUAAUUAUGAAGGUAGCAUUGACGAACUGCUGAGUUACCAUAACAAUAUGAAAUUCUCAACGUAUGACAGGGACAACGAUAUGGCUUCAAUCAAUUGCUGCCUCGAGCGUUUAGACGGGGGAGGAUGGUGGUACAAAAACUGUUACAAAUUGGGAAACAUGAAUGGAGUGUUCGGUAAAAGAUCAGAGGGUGGUAUCUGCUACUGGACAACAAAGAGCGUUCCUAUAAAAAAGGUCACCAUUAAGGUGAAAGACAUGAUUGGUCAAUGUUAAAUUACUGGCGACGAUAUAUAUAUAUUCCAUAUCUAUUUUAUCUAUCCAAUCGUGAACGUUCAUUUGCAAGACGUGACCGUACAAUGUAUUACCUUAUUGGACGCACGUGCGAACAAAAACCUGUAUUUUCCCGUAUUUGGGCGGCUCAACAGUCCAAUGUUAAACACACGAUCAAGCCCGAAACGCUUGAAAAUGUUCCUAAUGUAUAUUGGGGGAAGUAGGGGCUCUAUGUACAGUUAGAUUAUGCGUCUUGAAAUGAGGAAGGCAGAAAUACAAUAUUCAGUGAAUCAUUUUUAAUUUAAAAAUAAAAUAGAUAUUCUGAAUAAAAAAGGUUAUUUAACAUUGAACUGAACAAUACGAGAUAUAUAUUUGGACUCGUACCCAGUUAGGAAAAGCAUAUUUGACUCACCCAGCGGGUCGUCCAAUAUGGUUUACUCAGCUGGGUACUCGUCCAAAUAUUGCACAAAACAAUCUUAAAUAACCUGAUAAUAUAUUAUGUCUAUAUUAAUCUUUGUAUGGUUUUGGCGUUAAAUACAAGAGCAAACUCCAUGGUUGUACAAAAUUAUGAGCGUAAAUAACAUCGUUUCUCGAGUUAUACAUUUGUUCAUAUUAAUAUUUUAUUUUCAGGUUUUCAACUUUAAUUUCAUAGUAUAUCAGUUAUCACGGAUGAAAUGCACUGAUUGCGAUUUCGUUUGUAGAAUUUUUAACAUUAUUCACUCCAUUAAAGACUAAUGUUUGUGAUAAAAUCUGUUAUAGGUUGCAAAGUUCUUUGUACUGUUAUGUUUAUGAAGUUAUUUUCUGCCUUCAUGAAUGUAUUACCUUUAAAAGCCGAUAUGUUGCUUGUAUUCAUUGUCUUACCCUUGAAUGACCAUUAGAGAGGCUACUUAUAGGGUCUGAACACUUGGUUUUGCUGUAUUCUUGUGAUUCCAGCGGGUAUAAAUGUUUUGAUUCCAUACAGAGUUUCGUUUUCUUAUAAAUGAGAUACGAAACCACAAUGUUUGUUCCAUUACGAACUUUUGGUAACAUCGACCUAACGGAAAAUUUAUAAAUUAGUCUUUAUAAACAAAGAAGGAUAAAAUUACUUAAAUAUAAAUAGAAAAAUGUCUAUUUGGAAAUUCAAAAGACGGUAUCCCACAAAUUAAAGUAUAUUUCUUUCCGGAUCGUAUGAAUAUUUUUGACGCCAUAUAACAUAUACUGUGGUGGUGCACCAUAAAUCCAAAAUCAAAUCAAAUUUAAUCAUUUAAGAGCGACCUCAGUGAUCCAGUGAUAACACUCUUUGAUUACGAAAAUAGGGGUCGUGAGUUCAGAGCCCCCGCUCCGCCAACUAAAUAUUACUAACAUUGGGAUUAGAGUCCCAUAUACAUGUAUGAGUGCUUUAUACCUGGCACACUAAAGAACCAGGGAAGCUUCUGAAGUUGGAGCGUCUUCUGUAUCUUGCACUAUCCUCCUACUAGCAUUGCUAACAGUCUUCUGGAAGAGUCGCCCGUAUUGAUUACCGGUGGCGACUAUAAAUAAGCUUUAAACCAAACAAUUAAUCAUUUGCAUCAAGAUUCCCUUACUUUUAUAAUUCUUUUAUAAUAUAUAUAAUAUGCUAAUCGAAAAUAUAUGAGAAAUUUCAAAAAUGUACAAUUAGUUGUAUGAAAGAUAUUGACAAAGUUAUCGAUGGAGCCAAAGAAGUUCCGUAAGUGUAUUUUAUCGCAGGAAUGUUGAUAGUUAUCUUGAUAUACCGUCUAUGUUUUUUUUGACAAGUAAUCAGUUUUGGUAUAGCUAGAUUGUAUGAAAACAUUCGUCCUUAAUAAGAAAAAAAACGUCGUUAUUGUGUAAUACAGUGUGAUUAAGUUUAUCAUUCACUAGUUUAACAGUUAUGUUCGAAUACUGUCGGCAAUUAGUGUUUGUGUACAGUAGCCUAAAACUUCCUAUUAUAAGACACAUAUUUCUUAUGUUGUGUGACGUAGUAGAUGUCCUUCUAAAAUAUAUAUCAAAGCAUGUGAAAAAUGUUAUUCAUUUUCACAAUAUAAUUUUAGUAUAGAACAUUGCAUAAUAGAAGUUUUACAGUUAAAAAGGAUAGAAAUAUCUUUAAUCAAAAUAUGUGCUGUGUAAUAAUCCUCGCGGCCUUCACAAAUACAAAUAUGUAAGAAGAGUCUCGAGAAAGCAGGCAUAUUAUUGUGAUUUACCGUAUUGUAAGUUGUUUUCUCUGGUUGGAAAUUUUUACCUUUUUUUUUUAGAUUUUGUUAGAUAAUAUUUAAAGGCAAAUACAGUGAAGGUUUCAGUUCCAUAUUUGUUUCUUCUGUUCCCACUGUUCAUACAUUAAUUGGCAAUCUAUGGUCUUUUUCCUUUGACCUGUGUCGUAUCUCGGGUGUAUUUGGACUAGCGUCAAAUUAGAAAGUGUUUAAAGGUAACCAUAUAAAAGCCGCAUUUUUAAUGAUCGUAUACAGUGUAACCUCUGUAGAGCAACACCCUUAGGGAGAUACAAAUGUUAACUGUUAUGUAGAGGUUGUUGUUCUGGAGAGGUAAAUUUGUUAGUAUAUUUCAGCUUUAUAUGGAUAUUUUGAUGAUGUUGUUAAAGAGAGGUUUUUGCUUAAAAGAGGACUGCUAUAGAGAGGUUGAACUGUACAAAUAAAUAAUAACUUUUC
Molecule: messenger RNA, 3713 nt
Organism: Mercenaria mercenaria
Lineage: Eukaryota; Metazoa; Mollusca; Bivalvia; Venerida; Veneridae
Product: microfibril-associated glycoprotein 4-like
Exons: 4
Coding region: 40-1080 (346 amino acids)
Source: RefSeq, a predicted model, not a curated record